AUGGCUCGGCAUACAUUGACAUGUAUACUGCUGAUGGUUUACAAAGGAUCAUUGGUCGGCAAUGCUGCAACAACACCUGUUACAAACGUAUCUACACCUGUUACACACGUAUCUACCACACUUAUACCAGAUACGUUUUAUUACAAUUGCACAGAAGAAGGGGAUAUCCAUAUCAUCAAUGACGGCGGUUCCUUAACUAAUUUGACAAUUAAAUAUCUCAACCAAUCAGAUGUAGGCAACUGUACCGAUCCAGAGCUUCAGACAGAUGGGUCGUUUGUUCUUACAGAUUGCACAAAGAACACUACGGUCGAUGUCGUACUUGAGGUUACAAAUGGAUCAGACAUAAUCGGAGGACAUCAUUCUAAAUCCUUUCAAAUCAAAUGUGAGGAUGUCAAUAUCAAGCCGUACUACCUCAACGUAACAUUUGCUGCAAACGUCAGGAACGAAGUCAAAACUCAUGUAGUAAACAUGGCUACAAAACCUACACCUACUCCGAUAUCACAAUUAACAAUGACUAUCAAAGGUCAAAGUGGUACAGUACAGGAAGCAACCAUUGGUGAAGCCUUGACCAUCGUCAUAACGACCCCAGGAAAUGUUGAUAUCAAACCAACAGAAUGUAAGGCAACAGGAAAUGGAAAGGAAGAGACAUUGUGGAUUGAAGCAGGUUGUAAACAUGACGAAGAGUUGUUCGGAGAAAAGUGGACAAAAAAUGGAAAAGAUGUCACGAACACCAUAUACGGCUUCCGGUUUGUAGGCCCAUCAAAAAAAAUCAGUAUCACAUGCACCGUGCGCGUGUGUCCAGAGGGAUAUGGAGGACAUGAAUGUGAUCUGAGCCGAUGUUCGAAGACUAAAAGAAAGAGAAUCAACCACAUGUCAUCUGACAUAACCAUGACAAAAGCUACAACGUCAUUAACCAUUAAAGAUACAAUGCUGACCAGCGUGACCAGUGGGGCAGGACGCCUUGGAUUUGAAAUGAUCAACACCAUGGCGUUCUUUGUGGCAGCCUUUGCAAUCCUGACCGUAAAAUUCAUUAAGGAGUGA
This is a messenger RNA of Ylistrum balloti, 1041 nucleotides long. RefSeq lists its product as uncharacterized. The record is from RefSeq and is a predicted model, not a curated record. The coding region runs from base 1 to 1041 and encodes 346 amino acids. NCBI's taxonomy places the organism in Eukaryota, Metazoa, Mollusca, Bivalvia, Pectinida, Pectinidae. The transcript is spliced from 9 exons.